GUGACAUUUAAUUCAUUUGAAAUUCGAUUUUUUAAAAGUUGCAAAGCUCUUAUGGAUUCAAUUUAGUAUCGGUUUAUUUCCAUAAAAAACGGUCUUAGCAGUCGAUUUGAAAUUUCAACGUAAUUUCGGUGCGACGAGCAAUUAUUGUAAUAUUACAAUGAGUACGCCGAAAAUUGUAAAAGGUGGAAAACAUCAUUCAAGAAAGGAAAAGCGUAAGCACCAUGAAAAGAGUCAUCGAAAAGCUAAAGCAAGUGGCUCUGUAUUCGUCACGUACUUGCUAUACUUCUUUCAUCUCGUGAAAGACUUUCUGCUCAAUUUGUUCUGUAAAUGGUACUGGACCAAUCAGCCACUGUGUCCGCCUCUGACAAGGGAAGAGAAUUUCUUAACUUUCAGCGCCAUUGAUUUGGCAAGGAUGAUCAGAACGAAAGAGCUAUCUUCCUACAAAUUGGUCGAAAGUUACAUCAAUCGCAUGAACAAGAUUAAUCCAAUUUUGAAUGCGGUGGUUGAUGGACCGUUUAUGGAAGCCUUAAAUGAGGCUAAGUCGAUUGAUACGAGAAUCGAGAAUGGAUUAGUUACCGACGACGAGUUUAGGCAGAAACCAUUCCUUGGCGUUCCUUUCACAACGAAAGACAGCACGGCCGUUAACGGUAAACUGCAUACGCUGGGCUUACUAUCAAGGAAAACUGUUCGUUCGAAAGAGGACGCGGAAUGUAUACGAUUGGUCAAAGAGGCUGGUGGAAUAAUUCUCGCUACGAGUAACGUACCUGAAGUCAAUAAAUGGCAAGAAACGAGAAAUCUGUUGAUUGGCCAAACAAACAAUCCCUACGAUGUUCGAAGAACGGUUGGCGGAUCGUCCGGUGGUGAGGCUGCUUUAAUCGCUUCCUGUGCGAUACCAUUCGGAAUAGGAACCGACAUCGGUGGCUCGAUUCGUAUGCCUGCAUUCUAUUGUGGAAUAUUCGGUCACAAGCCAACAGUGGGCAUAGUCAAUACGAGAGGAUGUACUUUCCGUACGGGAAAAGAACAGUCUACAAUGGUUGUAGCCGGUCCUAUGACCAGAAAGGCGUGUGAUUUGUUGCCGUUGAUGCAAAUUUUAGUUGGACCGGAGACGUCCAAAUCGUUGAAAUUAAGCGAAAGAGUUGAUCUCAAAAAAUUGAGAUACUUUUACAUAAGGGAAAGCGGCGAGCUGCGAUGCAGUUCCGUGGUGUCGGAUCUGCAACGGGCAAUGACAAAGGUCGUUGACCACUUUAGCGAAGUGUCUGACGUGGAGCCAACGGUAGCAACUUUAUCAAACAUUGAAUACACAUCAAAGAUGUGGCGAUAUUGGAUGACCCAAGAGCCAGCCGACUUUAAUCGGCUCCUUGGCAACGGAGUCAAACUCAACGGUUUCAUGGAAUUGAUGAAAAAACUCAUUGGCAAAGGUGAAUUCACCAUGGCCUCGAUAUACUCAUUGAUCGACGAGCAUCUACCCAAGGAAAACGCCGACAAAAUUAAAGAACUCACCAGAAAAUGUGAUGAAGAACUAACGAAUCUACUGGGCGAUGACGGCAUUUUGUUCUAUCAUAGCGCGCCCAUACCAGCGCCAUUCCAUUUCACACCGUUGAUCAACGUAUACAACUUCAGUUACUGGAGUCUGUUUAACGUUCUUCACGUACCUUGCACCCAGGUUCCGCUGGGACUGAACUCGGAAGGAGUUCCUUUGGGUAUUCAAGUGGUUGCAUCACGUAAUCGGGAUAAGGAUUGCCUGGCUGUUGCUAUGGAAUUGGAGAGAGUCUUUGAUGGAUGGGUACCUCCAUUUACAGUUGUGUAGAGGGAAUAGCAAAUUCUCUCAUGUUUUUCUACUAAUUUUGUUAAUUUGGUAUUAUGACGAUGGGUUCCCUUGGUGGUAGUAUUGCAAUUAUAUUAAUUUCUAGAUAUAAUUCUGACAAUUGGCUGUUUAAAACAUU
Messenger RNA from Bradysia coprophila, 1943 nucleotides. Its product is annotated as fatty-acid amide hydrolase 2-A. The record is from RefSeq and is a predicted model, not a curated record. NCBI's taxonomy places the organism in Eukaryota, Metazoa, Arthropoda, Insecta, Diptera, Sciaridae. Gene Ontology annotation, cellular component: endomembrane system.